Messenger RNA from Lagenorhynchus albirostris (white-beaked dolphin), 879 nucleotides. RefSeq names its product OCIA domain containing 2 (gene OCIAD2). The record is from RefSeq and is a predicted model, not a curated record. Gene Ontology annotation, cellular component: mitochondrial inner membrane. The coding region runs from base 142 to 606 and encodes 154 amino acids. The transcript is spliced from 7 exons. NCBI's taxonomy places the organism in Eukaryota, Metazoa, Chordata, Mammalia, Artiodactyla, Delphinidae.
CGCUGGGGCCGGAGCAAAAGGAAGAAAGAGGCAGAGGGAAGCUCACCGAGCACUGGCGAGGUCCCGGGAGCGAGCGCGACAUCGGGUCAAAUGAGGAAGCUGAGUCCACUCAACUAGAAGAGAAGCAAAGACAAAGUCAUCAUGGCUUCAGUGUCUACGCAUGAACACCAAGAUAAAGGUCCCCAUUGGCCACCACCAAGCAAGCAGAGUCUGUUGUUUUGUCCAAAAUCAAAACUGCACAUCCACAAAUCAGAGAUUUCAAAGAUUAUCCGGGAAUGUCAAGAAGAAAGUUUCUGGAAGAGAGCUCUGCCUUUUUCUCUUGUAAGCAUGCUUGUCACCCAAGGACUGGUCCACCAUGGUUAUUUAGCAGCUAAUCCAAGAUUUGGAUCAUUGCCUAAAGUUGCAUUUGCUGGUAUCUUGGGAUUUGGCCUUGGAAAGGCAUCAUACAUAAGAGUAUGCCAGAGUAAAUUCCAUUCCUUUGAAGGUCAGCUGCGUGGGGCUGGUUUUGGUCCAGGGCAUAACAGGCACUGCCUGCUUACCUGUGAGGAAUGCAAAACAAAGCAUGGAUUAAAUAAGGAGGGAAGUUCACAGCCUUCGACUUCCUAAACUCUGUGGGUUUUCAAGUUUCCAAAAACAUCUGAAUUUGUACACCUUUAAAAUGUCAAAUGUACUUUAAAAUAAUUUACUUAUAGUAGAACAGAAACAUUGUGAUUCUCUCACUCUAUUGAAAUGCUUUCGCCGGUUGAUUCUCCAUUGAAUUGAGCAUUCCAUGUUUUUCUGUUGUUUAAGUACAUGUUGGGAGCAUUCAUACACCAAAAGAAAUUCUGUUGCACUCUUACUUGCUUACAGCUAAAUAAAAGAAUUUAGAGUCUUCUCUGA